AUAAAAUAGUAUCUAUCGAUAUCACGAACAUAAACAUUAGAAAAUGUAUUGCUUGGAACAACCACAGUGUAAAUAUCAGGAUUAUAGUCUAAAGUGUUCAUCUGGUGCUGGACCACCAUUUAAUACCCGGUAUCCAGCAUACAGGGACGACAAAACGAGAUUACUGUCGUUUAAUGACGCUCCCCUUGAACUCCAUAAAAUGGCGAAGGUUUUAUCCAAUGCCGGGUACUAUUAUGAAGGAUACAACACUAAAACUUCUUGUUUCGCGUGUGGUGUUCAAAGAGACAAUUGGUCAGAGUGGGACAACGCUUUGGAAGAACAUUUUAAAGACAAUGCAAUGUGUUGGCACGUGUUAUUGAUGAGAAAAAAGUUUGAGUUGGAAAAUCGCGCUCGUGAACCUUCCCAUAGUGUUAAAAAAUUAAUUUCCACUGCUCGACAUCCUGAAUACGCAUCGGAAUCAUUACGCACAGCUUCUUUUCAAGACUGUAAAACUUCUUUGAAACAAAAGGGUUCAGAACUUGCAAAAUCUGGAAUGUACUACAAAGGUUUUGAAAACAAAGUGCAAUGUUUCCAUUGUGGAGUUGUCAUGUCCGUGGACAUGAAUGACGACCCAACAGAAAUACACUCACGUUCAUCUCCAGAUUGUGAGUUUCUUCGUUAUGAAGUACAGACAUUGACUGAAGACGCGGAUAGAAUUAGAAAUCAAUUACUCUGUAAAGUCUGUCUUAGUUCUCAAGUAAUGGUCACAUUCCGACCAUGUGGUCAUCUGGCCACGUGUCAAGCAUGCGCAGAUCAAUUACAGUCCUGUCCUAUUUGUAGGACGACUAUUUCUGAUAAAGUGAAAACAUACUUUUAAUUAUUUUAAAUUGAU
This is a messenger RNA of Saccostrea cuccullata (small rock oyster), 871 nucleotides long. Its product is annotated as baculoviral IAP repeat-containing protein 7-B-like. Gene Ontology annotation, biological process: regulation of cell cycle. The transcript has 3 exons. Lineage: Eukaryota; Metazoa; Mollusca; Bivalvia; Ostreida; Ostreidae. Bases 44 to 856 code for a protein of 270 amino acids. The record is from RefSeq and is a predicted model, not a curated record. Gene Ontology annotation, cellular component: nucleus; cytoplasm.